Molecule: messenger RNA, 3114 nt
Organism: Spodoptera litura
Lineage: Eukaryota; Metazoa; Arthropoda; Insecta; Lepidoptera; Noctuidae
Gene: Cdk8
Product: cyclin-dependent kinase 8
Biological process (GO): protein phosphorylation
Cellular component (GO): nucleus
Molecular function (GO): protein serine/threonine kinase activity; ATP binding
Source: RefSeq, a predicted model, not a curated record
CGACCCCUUUGGGAUAAAAGGCGUGAAGCACGUUAUAUGUGUGCAAACACAAAUAAAUUAUACAUGCAUUUACGGUCAAAAACAAGUUAAAAAGAGAAACCUUUAUUUUAAAUCGAUUAAAAUCUACAGGUUUGCUGUUUGAGCUAUGUUUCCCUGUCUAUGGUUUUCAUAAAUCUGAAUGAUUGUCUGUGAGUCUGUUGGAGUCUGUGACAUCUUUGACUUUCGAAAUCGUAAUUUUGUAUUGUUGACAGUUGUUGUCAUUGUCAGUUUGUGACAUCACAAAAAAGAAGCAUCUGAGCAUUUUUUUUUCCACCAAAAAUACCACAAAAUAGUUCAUUUCGGGUACCUCUACUUAAUUUUCUCGUCACUGCUGUGUAAAAUGUUAUAGUGCAUCAAACUUGGUGUUAAUACAAUAUCUAUUGAAGGGUCACGUAUGGUAAAAUAAUUAAAAAUGGGUGACAACUUCCAAAAUAAGACCAUGGCACCGGUCAUGAUGGAUUACGAUUUUAAGGUGAAGACUCAGAACGAACGUUCUAAAGUGGAGGAUCUUUUUGACUUCGAAGGAUGUAAAGUUGGCCGUGGAACGUACGGUCACGUGUAUAAGGCUAGACGAAAAGAUGGCUCAGAUACAAAGGAUUAUGCUUUGAAGCAAAUCGAAGGGACUGGGCUAUCUAUGUCAGCUUGCAGGGAAAUUGCGUUACUCCGGGAACUGAAACAUCCAAAUGUGAUAAACCUCAUUCGUGUUUUCCUUUCGCACACUGAUCGAAAGGUGUGGCUGCUAUUUGAUUACGCCGAACAUGAUUUAUGGCAUAUAAUCAAGUUCCAUAGAGCAGCGAAAGCUAAUAAGAAGUCCGUAAUGGUACCUAAAGGUAUGGUGAAGAGUCUUCUUUAUCAGAUAUUGGAUGGCAUACACUAUUUGCAUUCCAAUUGGGUAUUGCAUAGAGAUUUGAAACCAGCUAACAUUCUGGUAAUGGGUGAAGGUCCGGAGAGAGGCCGGGUUAAAAUUGCAGAUAUGGGUUUUGCUAGACUGUUUAAUGCUCCAUUGAAGCCUUUAGCUGACUUGGAUCCUGUGGUGGUCACAUUCUGGUACAGAGCUCCUGAAUUAUUGCUUGGGGCUAGACAUUAUACUAAGGCAAUCGACAUAUGGGCGAUUGGGUGUAUAUUUGCGGAGCUGCUUACAUCCGAGCCUAUAUUCCAUUGUCGACAAGAGGAUAUUAAAACCAGCAAUCCAUACCACCACGACCAACUGGACAGGAUAUUUAAUGUAAUGGGAUUCCCACAGGAAAAAGACUGGGAAGAUAUUAGAAAAAUGCCUGAACAUGCUACAUUAGUUAAAGAUUUUAAAAGAUCCAACUACCAAAACUGUUCACUAAGCAAAUACAUGGACAGGCAUAAAAUAAAACCAGAUAGCAAGGCUUUUAGUUUACUGCAAAGACUUUUGCUAAUGGAUCCUAAUAGGAGAAUAACAUCGGAACAGGCUAUGCAAGACCCAUACUUUGCCGAAGACCCCUUGCCCACACAGGACGUAUUCGCGGGAUGUGCUAUUCCUUAUCCGAAGAGGGAAUUUUUGACUGAUGACGAUCAAGAAGACAAGAGCGAUUCAAAAGCUCGGCAGAAUCAGCAGCAGCAACAACCAAAUACACAGCAAAAUCAAGUGCAAGCAAACAGUCACGACCACGGAGCCAAUAACGCGAAGAGGAUGAGAAUGUCAGGUAUAUUAUACCGGCCAAAUCAAGGCAACAACGCAGGUGGCGGUGGUCAACAGGAGUUCCAUCAACAACAACAAAUGAUGUUUGGCGGCCAACAACAGGGUGGAAGCUCGCAACAACAGGGCAACUUCCAACAAAGGUUCUAAUGUAUAUCAUUGUAAUUUAUACCUUAUAGUUUAUGUAAUAUGUUUCAAAAUAUAUUUGAGUAAUGUAUAAUUGUACCUAUAGUAGGAUUCGAAAAUAACGUCGAUUUUAAAGACCUGUGUAGGUGAGUCUGGACAUCAUAACUCUGAAAAAGAUAAAUGAAUUUCGAUACAAUUUUUAUUUCAUUUUCAAGUAAUCACAUAAUAAAUGUGAUAGAUUCGUUUAAUCGAAGUUGAUUGUCCAAUAAGUUAAUUGUCUUGAUAUCGUUUGUAGUUUUUGGCGUUAAAAAGUGCCUUGUAAAAUAAUUACGUAAUUUUAAUAUUUUUACUUUGAUUUGUUUAUUGUUAUUAACUCAUAACAGCAGCACAAAAAGAAACUACAUAUUGUUGUACAACACUGCCUAUUCCUUAGGUGAGCAAGCGCGAUGUUACUGUCUGACUUUUAUUCUAUUUCACGACAUUUGAACUCCUAUACACAGGUCUUUAAUGACAUUUUAAGAAAAUUUAUUUGAAUAUAAUAAGAAUAAAGGUAUUGUUAUAAUAAUUAUCUUGAUAUGUAUUGAAUUGGUAUUAUAGGACGGUGUCUUAUAAUUAUAAGAAAAAGUGUUUGUAAAAGACUGACAUUAGUGUUUACAUCGCCAUCGUUUAUGUUUCAAACUAUGUCAUUUUAUUGUAUGAUCAAAUCUAUGACAAAAGGCAGACGCUAGUCUAAUCGAGACCUUAUAUUUUUUUUUAUUAAUUUAUGUUCAUACGGUUUUAAACCAGUUACAUUAAUCCAUGGUAUGCCGUAACGUAGACAUACGCGAGACACAAUUUGUUUUUUUUAUUAUUGUGCCUGCAGAUAAGCGGUUCAGACAGAAAAUAACAAAUUACUAGAAUAAAAAACUGUAAAGAAAAAUCUAUUUAUGGGAUUGACGCUAACAAAAUUGUGGUAAUGUCGGUUGCCAUAGCGACUAUUGUGGUUUGCCGCGUGAUGGCCGCUAGUACGUACGGGGGCUUACGCAACGUACGUAAAGGGGCUUAAAACCGUGCAUUGUCAUUUCUAUUAACUCGUGAUAUGCCGGAACUCAGAUCAACGCGAGACACAAUGUUUUCUAUUGUAUUUUAUAUAUUAUCUCAUAUAAUAAAUAUAUAUUGUAUUCAAAAGGUUAAUUCGAUUUGAUUAGCGUUUAUGCAUUUUGUCUAAGGAGGCAGUUAUUAAAUUAAUUAAAAACGCGGGGUACUCACGUGAAUAUACUGAGAAAAGCUCUACUAGUUUCGAA